GCCGGGGCGACCGCGGGCAGAGCGCGGCCCCAGUCGACUGCGGUCUGCCUCCCGUGCGGCUGGGACGUUCGCGCUCCGUGCAGGAAAGUGGGUGCUGCAGACGUGGGCACCGCGCACGCGUGGGGAGCGGCCCCCGGGGAGCCCGCGCCGGCAGGACUGCGGCCUAGCGCCGCGUGGCGACAGGUGUUCUGGGGCAUCCCUGUCACGUGACCGGGGAGCACGGCGCGCCCGGCACCUGGAGGGGGCGGGGCUCGUGCAGGCCACACCUCCUCCGGUCCAGGACCUGAGGACGGGGGCGUGGCCAAAGAAGCGUACCUGGAGGGUCUCAGCUGGGGAGGGCCCGGGAAGGGUGCUGGGCACCUCAAAUUAGGGGAGGAAUGGGGGAACACCCGCCCUCGUACUACUAUGGCAAUAAGAAGGAGGGUGGCGCCCCUGGGAACCGAGGCCCUGGAGGAGAUGGAGGCGUUAGGGAUGCCUGGGGGGAGCCCCAGAUUCGAGCUUGAAAGGAUGAAGGCAGACAAAUGAGCUCAGAGGGCCUUGGGGUGUGGUCCUGGCCCGACUUCAGAUUGCGGUGGGCGAGCCCUUGCCCCUCUCUCGGUCCCCAGCCCUUCGCUCAUCUCCCCGGUCCUGGAGGGACCAACCAGGGUGCAAGGCCCCACAUCCCUGGUCUGCCACAGGAUGAGCCUCUUGGCCACGGCCGGGCUGUGGGGCCCGCCCGGGCUGCUCCUGACCUUCGCCCUGCACCCAGCUCUGUGCUUGCGCCCAGCCCCGAUCUCGGGGCCCCCGCACCGGGACUACUGCGUCCUGGGCGCCGGGCCCGCGGGCCUGCAGAUGGCCUACUUCCUGCAGCGGGCCGGGAGGGACUACGCGGUGUUUGAGCGCGCCCCGCGGCCCGGCAGCUUCUUCACGCGCUACCCACGCCACCGCAAGCUCAUCAGCAUCAACAAGCGGCACACGGGCAAGGCCAACGCCGAGUUCAACCUCCGCCACGACUGGAACUCUCUGCUCAGCCACGACCCCCGGCUGCUCUUCAGACACUACUCCAGCGCCUACUUCCCCGAUGCGGGCGACAUGGUGCGCUACCUGGAUGACUUCGCAGACAGGCUGGGGCUCCACGUGCUGUACAACACGACCAUUGCCCACGUCACUCUGAACAAGGAUCGGCAGGCCUGGAACGGCCAUUACUUCAUCCUGACGGACCAGAUGGGCCACGCACACCGGUGCAGCGUCCUUCUGGUAGCCACCGGUUUGUCAGUCCCCAACCAGGUUGACUUCCCGGGCUCCGAAUACACGGAGGGAUAUGAGUCUGUGUCCGUGGACCCCAAGGACUUCGAGGGUCAGAAUGUGCUGAUCCUGGGGCGGGGGAACUCUGCCUUUGAGACAGCAGAGAACAUCUUGGGUGUCACCAACUUCAUCCACAUGCUGAGUCGCUCCCGCGUCCGGCUGUCCUGGGCCACCCACUAUGUUGGAGACCUCAGGGCCAUCAACAACGGCCUGCUGGACACCUACCAGCUGAAGUCCUUGGACGGGUUGCUGGAGUCCGACCUGACGGAUCUGGCCAUCGUGAAGGACCGUGAGGGCAAGUUCCGCGUCACCCUGAAGUUCUUCCUGGAGGAAGGCAACCAGAGCGCCGACGCCAUCACCCUCCCCCAGGACGACAAUGACAACUUCGCCAUGCGCGUGGCCUACGACCGGGUCAUCCGCUGCCUGGGCUGGAACUUCGACUUCUCCAUUUUCGACAAGUCCCUCCGACUGUCUUCUGGGGGUGAGUUCAGCAAGAAGUACCCGCUGGUGAAAGCUAGCUAUGAGUCCAAAGGAAGCCGGGGUCUCUUUGUCCUGGGUACCGCCAGCCACUCGGUGGAUUACCGGAAAUCGGCCGGGGGCUUCAUUCAUGGAUUCCGAUACACAGCGCGUGCUGUCCACCGCCUGCUGGAGCAUCGCCACCACGGCGUCGCCUGGCCCUCCACCGAGCACCCCGUCUCACAGCUGACGAGCUCCAUCGUCCGGCGCAUCAACGAGGCUUCUGGGCUGUACCAGAUGUUCGGCGUGCUGGCCGAUGUCGUCCUGCUGAAGGAGAACGCCACGGCAUUUGAGUACCUGGAGGAGCUCCCCGUGCAGAUGCUGGCCCAGCUGGAGACCAUCACAGGAAGGAGGGCCAGGCACGGGCUCUUCGUCAUCAACAUGGAGUAUGGCAGAAAUUUCUCUGGGCCCGACAAGGACGUCUUCUUUCAUGACCGGUCCGUGGGGCACACGGAAGACGCGUGGCAGUCCAACUUCCUCCACCCCGUCAUCUACUACUAUAGGCACCUCCCCACCGAGCAGGAGGUGAGGUUCCGCCCUGCCGACUGGGCCCUGCCUCGGCCCACAGCCAUCCACCACAUCGUGGAAGAUUUCUUGACGGACUGGACCGCCCCGGUGGGGCACAUCUUACCUCUGAGGCGCUUCCUGGAGAACUGUUUGGACACCGAUCUGCGAAGCUUCUAUGCAGUAAUCCCCACACCCAAUGGGGGGCUCGAACUCACAACCCCGAGAUCAAGCGUCCUACUCUCCACCAACCAAGACAGCCAGCCACCCCCACCCCAGCCAUAUUUCAUUAAUAGGACUCUUAAAGGGGUAGAGGCGCCUGAGUGGCUCCAGUCAGUUAAGCAUCCUGACUCCUGAUCUCGGCUCACGUCCUGAUCUCACAGUUCGUGAGUUCAAGCCCCGCGUUGGGCUCUGUGCCAGUGAGAAAAAGGACUAGUCAAGCAAACUAUGGACAUUCACCCAACAAAAUACUACGCAGCUCUCAAAAACGCCCAGAGGUGAAGACCGUACGGUAAAGAUACACGUGUGACAAAGUCCAGCGAAAAGAAGCAGGACAUGAAAUUAUAGUUGUGAACUACUUAGAACUAUAUAUAAAACUAGAAAGCCACCCACAGGGGAGACUCUGGCAAGGACAGAUCACAAAAUGGCAACAGUAGUGGUAUUAGGCUUGUGGAGGCUUUUUUUUUUUUCCUUUCUCUUUUGUCCAAAUUUGUGGUUACGCUCUAUAGUGAAAUAAAUUCUUUCUUUUUAAUCAUCUCUGGGGGGAUGCCUGAGUGGCUCAGUUGGUUAAGCAGCCGGCUCUCAAUUUCAGCGCAGGUCGCGAUUUCACGGGUCACGGGAUUGAGCCCCGCGUUGGGUUCUGAGCUGGCAAUGCAGAGCCUGCCUGGGAUUCUCUCUCACGCUCUCUCUCUCUCUCUUGUUUUUUAAAAAAUAAAAAAUCAUCUCUGCUUUUGGGAUUUAAAAUUGCUAGGGGUGAGAGGAUGGGGGGGGGCGGUGGUGACCCUCCCAGGGGACAUGCUCUGCCCCUGGUCCCGGGGGUGCCCAUGGUUUUAUCCCUCUCCCAAGUUGAGAAACCCCUGCACCCAGUGUCAAGGGACUAGACACGGCCAGUCUAGAGAAGGAAAUUUUAAGUGAUGUGUACUCCAGUCCUGCAGUGUUUGGACUGACCCAGCACAAGAGAGGAGAUCUCUGGGAGCAUCCUCCCUCCCCAAGUGAUAGAAAAGGAAAGAGAAAAAUCCUCGUUUUCUUGUGGAGGUUCCCUGGGUGUAAUCUCCAAUCCACUGUAGAGCCCCCAAGUCCUUUGGUCUGACGAAAGUGAGGGCAUAGCCAAUUGAGUCACCAAGACAUGACUUUGCUAAACCAAUUCCAACUUCUAGUCAUUUAUUGAGUACUGACUGCGUCCCCAAAACUGUGCCGUGGUGGUUUCAAAGACAGGUUCACAAACUCUUUGAUACAUCCUCAGAGAGAUGGACUAAUUCCCCUCCUGCUGAGUGUGAGUGGAACUGAGUGAUUCACUUCCAGCAAAUAGAGCAGAGGUGACAGGACGUUGGGACACCUGGGUGGCUCAGUCGGUUAAGCCCCCGACUCUUGAUCUUGGCUCAGGUCAUGAUCUCUGGGUUCGUGAGGCCGAGCCCAGCAUCGGACUCUGCAAUGAUAGCUCGGGGCCUGCUUGGGAUUCUCUCUCUGCCCCUCCCCUGCUCGUGUGCUCGCUCUUUCUCUCUCUCUCAAAAUAAGUACAUUUAGAAAAAGAAGUGACAGGAUGUAAUUUUCAAGGUUACGUUAUAAAAAGACUCUAGCAUUCACCCACCAAGAGACUGUUUUCUUUCUCUCUCUCUCUCUCUCUCUCUCUCUCUCUCUCUCUGUUUCAUCACUUGCUCAGGUUAUAAAAAGACUAGAGCAUUCACCCACCAAGAGGCUGUUCUCUCUCUCUCUCUCUCCCUCUCGAGUCGCUGGCUCAGGGCAUCCGGGCACGGAUGGAGAGGUCCACGUAAGGAACUGAGAUCUGCCAAGAGCCAUGUGCGUAAGCCUAGAAGCAGACCUACUCCCACCCAGCCCUUGGAUGACUACAGUGAUGGCCACCACCUUGAACGCAGCCUCAUGAGACACCCUGAGUCAGAACCCCCCACCUAAACCACUCCCAGAUUCCUGACCCACAGAAACUUUGGCGUAAUGCCUGUUGUUUUAAGCUGCUAAGUUUUUGUGGGGGGUUUUGUGAGGGGGGCGUUUUGUUACACAGCGAUAGAUAACUAACACAUGCACUAACCAGCUUUUACCUGCGUUAACUGUUGCCACAACCCUAAGGGGUAGAUAUUCCUAUCCUAGCCUCCAUUCUCAGGCUGAGAACAAUUACACAGGUGAUUUGCUUCGAAAAUCCACCUCCUUCCAGCCGUCCUCUAAAUAUUAAGUCAUGAAAGCAGCCAUCUCAUCACCUGUGGGCUUCCUUCUCAUGAACACUGGGUGACAAGACAUUAAGAGAGCAAACAAUCCUUCAAACCUAAGACACGGUGAAGGGUGUGUGGUCCCACAGGAUGGCAGAGAAGUGUCAAAGUGCCGGUUACACAAAACAUACCCUCGAAAACAGUAUUCAGCCACUCCCAUCAACCAGACGUCCUGUGAUACAGGCGGGGCGGGAUGGUUCAGAUGGGGACCUGAAGUCUGGACUGUCCACCUUUCUCCAGGCUUCAGCCUCAGUUAGGAUCCUCAGUUCUCUGACCAAUUACAACAUCAUCCCCAAGAGCCAAAUUGGAUUCUUCCCGAGAAAAGAAACCGUAGGCUGCAUCAUUUCCCUGCAGAUGCUUAUUUUUUUAAUACAGUAAAAAUGCUGACUGGGGCAAGGCUUUUGUCAGACUGCAGGCUUUAAAGAAGCAUUUAAUUCAAUCUGGCACCCCAGACGGAAUGUAAAUCUGCCACAGAGUGAAGCUGAUGGGCAAAUAUAUGAGAUGCUUUAGCCCAAGUAUUUAAUCCAAGUACAUCACACGACCAAUCCAUCAACCCUGAAAUAAAAAAAACAGCAUGUAACAGAUGUAUUUAAGCAGGGAAGAAAAGACCAGCAGAAUAUCCUGUCUCGCUCCUUUCUCAGUUCUGCAUAAGUAAAACUGAUUCGCCUGCUCUUCUGGAGAAGGCCCCAAG
Molecule: messenger RNA, 5433 nt
Organism: Leopardus geoffroyi (Geoffroy's cat)
Lineage: Eukaryota; Metazoa; Chordata; Mammalia; Carnivora; Felidae
Gene: FOXRED2
Product: FAD dependent oxidoreductase domain containing 2
Exons: 8
Coding region: 679-2661 (660 amino acids)
Molecular function (GO): monooxygenase activity; flavin adenine dinucleotide binding
Source: RefSeq, a predicted model, not a curated record